AUGUUGCAGACUUUUUUUGGACUUGGACAAACGGCGGAGUUGGAAAUAAUCUUAGAUCGACCAGAUGGAAAAAAGAAACUAGAUGAAAGCAGUAAAAAAGAUCAAAGUUUAAUAUAUUAUGAUGGAGAAACCGUAUCUGGAAGAGUAAAUGUCAUACUAAAAAAGUCUAGCAGUCGUUUGGAACAUCAGGGUAUUAAAGUUGAAUUCAUAGGCCAAAUAGAAAUGUAUUAUGAUCGAGGUAAUCAUCAUGAGUUUACAUCACUAGUCAAGGAACUAGCCAGGCCUGGAGAAAUGUUGCAGAAUACUUCAUAUAAUUUUGAAUUCUUAAAUGUAGAAAAACCAUAUGAGACAUAUACUGGCUCUAAUGUGAGGCUGAGAUAUUUUUUGAGGGUUACCGUCAUACGAAGAAUUUAUGACAUAGUAAAAGAAAUGGAUAUUAUAGUACAUACUUUAUCUUCUUAUCCUGAUAUGAAUAAUAGUAUAAAAAUGGAAGUAGGAAUUGAAGAUUGUUUGCAUAUUGAGUUUGAAUACAAUAAGUGCAAAUAUCACUUAAAAGAUGUAAUUGUGGGUAAAAUUUAUUUUCUACUAGUACGGAUAAAAAUAAAACAUAUGGAAAUUGCCAUAAUUAAAAGAGAAACUACUGGAUCUGGUCCCAAUACAUUUAAUGAAAACGAAACUAUAGCUAAAUAUGAAAUAAUGGAUGGAGCACCUGUUAGAGGAGAAAGUAUUCCUAUUAGAGUAUUUCUUGCUGGUUAUGAUCUCACACCUACUAUGAGAGAUGUAAACAAGAGGUUUUCAGUAAGAUACUUUUUAAACCUUGUUUUAAUGGAUGAAGAAGAUAGACGCUAUUUUAAACAACAAGAAAUAACGUUAUGGCGAAAAGGAGAAAAACAUUUAAAAGGAAUGCAAAAUCGUAAUGAACCUUCUCAUUUAGUCUCUGGUAAAGAUGGGCCUAAAGGAAGUGAAGCUCCACGAACUACAACUCAAUCAGUUCAACCAUCUGGUUCACUGGACAAUACUGACUCGGAAAAUGAUCAUAACCAUUCCCCAAUGAAUGAAGGCGAUGAUGAACAAAUACGUUCGUCAAUCGAAGAUAGUACUAGUGAAUAAUAUGAAAUAGUAAUUAUAUUGUUUUAAGUGUCUACAAAAUGCCAUUAAUUUUGAUUCCGAAUUUUUUUAGAAAAAUAAAAGUAACCAGUUAUUUAAACUUUUAAAAAUAAUAGUGUUUUAUGCCUAGUCCUAAUUAUUGAAAAAUGUAUUAAUUAUACCUAUGUUAACAGGUUAACCACUUAAAUUUUUUUUUUACAUAUUAAAUUGUACUAUAAAUUAAUAUACAAACAAUUAUCACUUGUUAAAUACUUUAUGUUAUACAAAGCGGCAAAUUUUUAUACUCUGCAUAUGAAUGAUAUAGUUGUUAUAUACAGAGUGGGCCACUGCAUUUUCCUGUUUUCCUGUGUUUACUGUAAGGGAGAACACAGUGACUCACUCUAUAUAAUACCAAAAAUUAAUAUUUAUCUACAUAAAUAUAUUAAUUUAUAUAUUUUUAUACACAGGUUAUUUAUCUGUUGAUUUCGUAGAUUUCUAUAGGAACCUUAAUUGUUAUUGUGAUUUAUUGUUUAAAAAUGGAAUUGAUUUAAUUUAUAGUAAACACUUAUAUUCGUUUUAUUUUAAUCAAAUUCGAAUACUGAAAAAUAUAUAUUCUUGUAUUUUAUGAAAUGUAUAUAAAAUCAUUCAAUACAUUAUUAUUAUUAUUAUUUAUUAUUAUUAUUAUUAUUAUUAUUAUCACCUAAUUUAUUUGGGUUCAUGCAUACAGCGGAUAAUGUAAACAAAUUACCUUAGCCAACUAUUAAAAUAGUCAUGUUUACAAGACGUGUAUUUUUUUAAAAAUUAUUUAUUGUAUUUAUUAUGAACUAUGUCAUUUUAAUCAUAUAGUAAAUGUAUCAUAUAUGUAUUUAUAAAUAAAUUUAUUUAUCAGU
This is a messenger RNA of Rhopalosiphum maidis (corn leaf aphid), 1976 nucleotides long. It is a transcript of the gene Vps26, whose product is annotated as vacuolar protein sorting-associated protein 26B-like. NCBI's taxonomy places the organism in Eukaryota, Metazoa, Arthropoda, Insecta, Hemiptera, Aphididae. The record is from RefSeq and is a predicted model, not a curated record. Gene Ontology annotation, cellular component: retromer complex; endosome. Gene Ontology annotation, biological process: retrograde transport, endosome to Golgi; intracellular protein transport. Bases 1 to 1110 code for a protein of 369 amino acids. The transcript is spliced from 6 exons.